AUGAAGCUCCUCAUGCCAGUUACCCUCAUGCUGAUCCUCUCCCUCUGCACCCUGGGCACAGGGACAUGUGAAUACGCUUCUGUCCUCACUGUGCCCAAUGGAGGUCACUGGGGCAAGUGGGGGAGGAGGCAAUUUUGCCGCUAUGGCUACGCCAAUGGAUUUGCACUGAAGGUGGAGCCCUCCCAGUUUGGAAGAGAUGACACAGCUCUGAAUGGCAUAUGCCAUUUGCAGGGGUCUCUUCUCUGACUUGCUUUGUCUGCAUAGUGGGGUACCUGGACCAGCUUCCAAGUUUGCCCUGGAGGCUACUUGAUCUCCUUCUCACUGAGAACAGAGGAGUCCCAAGGAGGAGGUGAUGACACAGCAGCCAACAACAUCUGGUUCAGAUGCUCAGAUAAAACUGUGCUAGCAGGUGAUGGACUAUCGUGGGGUAGAUUUGGCCCAUGGAGCAAAAGCUGCAAUUUAUGCGGUCUCCAGACCAAGGUAGAGCCCCCACAGGGGCUUCAGGAUGACACAGCACUCAACAAUGUGAAGUUCUUCUGCUGUAAAUGA
This is a messenger RNA of Nipponia nippon (crested ibis), 549 nucleotides long. Its product is annotated as vitelline membrane outer layer protein 1-like. NCBI's taxonomy places the organism in Eukaryota, Metazoa, Chordata, Aves, Pelecaniformes, Threskiornithidae. The record is from RefSeq and is a predicted model, not a curated record.